This is a messenger RNA of Eremomyces bilateralis CBS 781.70, 1383 nucleotides long. RefSeq lists its product as uncharacterized. The coding region runs from base 1 to 1383 and encodes 460 amino acids. Gene Ontology annotation, cellular component: RNA polymerase I complex. The transcript has 5 exons. Gene Ontology annotation, molecular function: DNA binding. The record is from RefSeq and is a predicted model, not a curated record. Lineage: Eukaryota; Fungi; Ascomycota; Dothideomycetes; Eremomycetales; Eremomycetaceae. Gene Ontology annotation, biological process: nucleolar large rRNA transcription by RNA polymerase I; transcription elongation by RNA polymerase I; RNA polymerase I preinitiation complex assembly.
AUGAAUUCAUCCUCACAAGCCCCGGCCAAGAAGCGCAAAAGGACGAGUGACACAGGAAGCAAUCCGAGUAAAAGAGUGUCGCUCCAGGACAAACGCGAAAGCGGGAAGUUGAAGGUUCAAUACGAAGAUGCAGACAUUGUUUGCCCCGUUAUCGCCGAAUCCGCCGGAAUCGCCUUGAAUCCCAAGCUUGCGUUCCAGCCAUACAAGCGCGAACGACGAUCACGACGAAGAGGACAGCCCGCUGAAUCUCGAGGACAUGACCUUCUCCUACAAUCUUCGCAGCACCCGCGGAUUGAUUACACGGCAACGGCAGAUGUGGACGACACCAUAGGCAAAGAUUUGACCCACUACGUCGGCGUAUAUGAUUCAAACGACAACACCUUGAAGAUCGUUCCGGCGCGGAAGCUCAUUGUGCGAGGCUCCUUGAGAGAAAAGCCGGCGCCAGCUGAGUCAGAAAAUGCUGACGGGAAAUCAUUCCAUAAGGCUUUCGAGUUGCGACGAGAGUUGGGAAUGGAGUUCGGAACGGUAAAAACCAAGAAACAUCUUCAAGCGCAAGCCUCCAAUGCGCUUGCGCAAGGCACGGUUCUCGGUGGCCCGAAGGCCGAACUCGAUCGCGACGAUCCGUUGGUGAAGGCUAUGCUCGCUGCCAUGCCGAAAACCGAUGCCGCCGCAACGUCGCGAGAGACAUUGCAAUUGGAAAUUGAUGCGGCCAAACCACGACCUGACGCCAAUCUCAACGCUGAAACAGCCGACAUGGUCUACACCCCUGAGUCAGUCAUUGGCCAGGAGCUUAUGAGUUAUGUUACUGUGCAGCCGUGGAUCGAAGCAAUCGAAGCGGGCAACGACGUCCAGCUCGGCAGCCAAUACGUGGCCCGUCGACUCAAGGAGUUGGUUGAUGGUGGAGAUAUCAAGCGAUUGAAGUGCCUGCGAUAUCUGCUUUUCCUGGUCGAAGUCUAUCAGAAAAUUCAGGAGAAGGGGAAGAGAAUGAAGCGGUGGCCGAAGAAAGAAGACCUUCUUUCGAGUCUGUCCGAUGGUAGCGAGGACCUGAUUGAAAAGUCGAAGAGGAAAUUCUCCGAAGAUCGAGGGGACGUCUCUCGAUGGCACUUGGAUCUGCUCAUCACCCAUAUAGCAGCCCUUACUCUGAUCAUAGAUGAAUUCGACACGGACACAUUUGAUAUUCGAAAUGAUCUGCAUUUGGAGAACCAAGACAUGACCCAAUACUUCCGUGAAAUCGGUUGCAAGGUCAAGAGCGUGCCGGAAAACGAGUACAAGAAAUGGGGAAUCAAAAGCAAAGCGGACGCGUCGACGCAUCGAAUGGCGAGGCUCAAACUUCCUCUGGAAUUCCCGAAGAUCCGCGCCAUUCUCAAUAACAAGAGGCGUUAA